AUGCCUCGCAAGUACACGAAAAAGUUCAACCGGUACUUAUGGAGUGAAGAAGAUAUGAGGAAAGCCUUGGUCGACGUCAAGGGAGGCAUGAAAGAGAAUGCGGCAGCUAAAAAAUACAACGUACCUCGUGAAACGUUAAGAAGAAAAUGUUUGUUGCUGAAAAAUACGCCAAAUGCCGAAAAUCUCCCUUUAAAGACAGCUCUUGGAUUCAAACCAGUUUUCUCCAAAGAGCAAGAAGACGUAAUUUACAAUGAAAUAAUUAAACAAGAUUCAAGAUUGAAUGGUUUUUCUCAAGAAGAGGUUAGAUCCAUGGCAUUUCAUUAUGCGAAAAGUUUAUUCCCAAACAAUGAAAUUUUCAAUAAGGAUACUCAAUUAGCUGGCAAGGACUGGUUUCGAGGGUUUUUGAAAAGACAUCCACAACUAUCAUUAAGGAAACCAGAGCCUACAUCGGCAGCUCGCUCAAGUUCGUUCAAUAGAACAAACGUCGCUGCGUUUUUUAAGCUACUCGGUGAACUCCAGGAUAAAUAUAAGUUUCAACCUCAACAUAUUUUCAAUGUAGAUGAGACUGGAGUUUCAUGCAAUCCCAAGUCUCAAUUAAAACUUGUAUCUAUCAAAGGAAAGAGACAGGUUGGAUCAAAGGUUUCCGCCGAACGUGGGACAACUGUCACUGCAUGUAUCUGUUUUUCGGCUUCAGGAAAUUACAUGCCUCCACUCUUGAUUUUCCCAAGAAAAAAAAGGAACGAAAGCUAUCUUCAUGGUAAGAUGGAUGAUGCCUGGGCUGAAUUCAAUGGCAGUGGAUGGAUGGAAGAAGAGAUAUUUACAAAAUGGCUUGAAAAAUUCAUAAAAUUCUCUGGGGCAACGAUUGAUCAACCUGUUCUUCUUUUACUGGAUGGACACGCAACGCAUGUAAAGAACCUUGAUGCGAUAAAGUUAGCUAAAGAUAAUGGUGUAGUGAUGUUAUGCUUUCCGCCUCAUUGCACCCAUCGUAUGCAGCCUCUCGACGUUGCAUACAUGAAGCCUUUGAGCAACUGUUAUACCAAAGAGGUAAACAAGUGGAUGAGAGAUCAUCCGCAUUCAACGAUAGGACUGAAAGAUAUUUUUUCUAUUUUUACUCCGGCAUUUCUCCAAGCAUUAAACAUGGCCACUGCGGUUAAAGCUUUUAAAGCCACAGGAAUUUGUCCUUAUGAUCCAGAAGUUUUCAGGGACUCUGAUUUUGUACAGCAAGUAUCUGAUGAAAAUCAAGUACCCGUUGAAGAAUCCAGUGAAGCUCAUAACCCAAUAACCCCAGGUUUUGAGCCCUUUUUUGUGCCACUGGAAAAAACAGAUAUGCCAUCGAAUUUUCAAGUUGCAUCAAACUCAACAAGUGAAUCACUCACAGCCUCAGAAGAUCAUCAUGUAGCUCCAGAAAUUAUCAACACCCGUCAACUUGAAGUUAGUCCUGAUGUUCUUUCUGCACCAGCUGGUGAAAUACUGACUGAAAAUAAUACAUGUGACAGUGCAACUCUUGACUCGAUUGACACAAGUGUCGAAAAAUCUUUGGAUAAUCUUCCCCCANUGCUAAGCUUUUUCUUGCCGUAG
Molecule: messenger RNA, 1578 nt
Organism: Copidosoma floridanum
Lineage: Eukaryota; Metazoa; Arthropoda; Insecta; Hymenoptera; Encyrtidae
Product: tigger transposable element-derived protein 6-like
Source: RefSeq, a predicted model, not a curated record